CGCGCGCGGUCCCGCCAGCCGGCGCGCGCUCUUCCCUGGCUGCCUGGCUGUCUGGCGCUCACACUCGCGCGCACAUCCCUCGAGGCCCGCGAGUCCGCCGCUACCGCCGCUGCCGUCCCGUCCCCUGCGAAACGUGGUUGCAUCAUGUCUUCGCCUCCCGAGGGGAAGCUAGAGACGAAAGCUGGACACCCGCCCGCCGUGAAAGCCGGUGGGAUGCGAAUCGUGCAGAAACACCCGCAUUCAGGAGACACCAAGGAAGAGAGAGACAAGGACGACCAGGAGUGGGAGAGCCCCAGUCCGCCUAAACCCACAGUGUUCAUCUCCGGUGUGAUCGCCCGGGGCGACAAAGACUUCCCCCCGGCGGCCGCCCAGGUGGCUCACCAGAAGCCCCACGCCUCCAUAGACAAACACAUGUCCCCGAGAACCCAGAACAUCCAGCAGCCCCGCAAGUGACCAGCAAGGACCCAGCGCCCUCCGCAGCCGUGUCUGGUUUCCCGACAUUUGGUAUUUCCCCGGCAAAGAGAACUGCGUCUUCAAAACACGGCUCCACUGGGAAAUCUAAGGCCAAGCAAAGCGCCCUUCCUUUGCCUUACAUUUCUGUAUCAAAAACUAGAAACAGACCCCAAACCUUGUUUCCAGGGAGUCCUGGUUGGUGUCCAAGGACCACAGUGCCAUUAGCAGAACUUGCCGAGUCCUGAGCAAAGUGAAGUUGCUCAGAGUUUAGCUUUAGUUCUAUUUCAGCAAUUGACUAAAAUGUUUGCAGGUGGUCUCAAAAACAAGAGGGCACAAAUUUGGGAGGAUUGCAUUACGAUUAAGGGGAAAAGUUCAAUCAUUUCAUGGUUUUCAGUACUAGGACAAUUCAGCCUUAACAUUAAGAGAGCAUAAGAAAUGCAGGUGUUAAUUAUGGGGGUGGGGUUCAAAAGGCAAAGCUGGGAAAACUGCAAACAGCAACCCUGAAUGUCACUCCCUGUGCAACAAGGGAUCCCUGUGCAGGGCAGCGCCAGGCAGUCCCAGGAGAACCAAAGAAAAGCUUGAAUCAUUGAAAUGGCUCAUGUAUCCCACAAGUCAUCUUGCUGAAAAAUUAGAAUGUAGGUAGUUUGCCCAAAGGUAGUACUUCCAGGGUGACAUCUCAGCGUGGGUCCCUUGCUGCCUCUGCACCAGGACAGGCUUCGUCAGAGGAACGGGGCAAGCCUGUGCUUGUAAGUGUGCGCCUCUAGAGCUGUUUUGAGUUCUGGAAGUGAGCACUGACCAGGUGGGGGAACAGACGUAUGGCUAAUUCUGGAACGCUACAGCAAGAGCAUAGGAUGCAUAGAAAGAGAAUUGAAUGCAUAGAGAACCAGACAAAAACCUGCCCUUUGUCUCUGAAGGGAGAAAUAGCAAUAGUGCAUUCCAUCUGAGCUAGAAAAACCUGUUUGUCAAUCAGUCCAACUGCCCAGAAUUCCUUUUGCCUGAGUGCACGUUCACCUGGGCCCAAGGUCGGUCACUGGGGCUCGUCAGAGGACCCUGCUGUCUGCACGCGUUUUCUGCCUGGAGCCGCCCUAGACUGCUCUCUGGCUCACAGCUGUGGAGUGCCCUGCUCUUCUGAGAAGCCAAAGGGCUUCUUUACUCAGAUGUUCAAAUCCUCCAGAGCAUCUGCUUCUGGAGAGGGUGUCCCCAACUGCCCCGCUCACCCACGGUGGCAUUUGCUGCAGGCCAGCAGCGUGCGGCGAGCAGCUUGCACACCAGCCUCUCUGACGCCAUUAUCAAAUCCACAGCUGCCGGCUGGUAAAAGUGAUGCAGACCUAGUCACACACCCAUCCCCACCUGGAGAAUGCAUGUGGCAUUCUAAAGGCAAUGUUUGGUUUCCCGCCCCAUUGACCUACAGAAGCUGGAGUCUAGCCUUAAAGGUAUCGCAUCAUCACAUCUGGUAUUUCUUCAUCUCUGAGAUGCUGGCAUACACUGGGGCCGGCUUUGGAAUUGCAGAUUCGGUGGACAGCACUGUUGUGAGGCGCACCGAGCAAAGAGCUCCCCACUCCCCCGCCACCUCCUAGAGCUGCAUCUCAGAGGAGCUGCGGAGAGAAGGCAGCUCUAGGUCAGGCCUAUGAGACCAUUGCACCCUUCGCUACAGAAAUUCAGACGCAUCAACAUUACUUCCUGGGUCUGCAGCCAGGAGUGCUGUGCUAUGUUUCCCAGGGCGCGUAUUUCAUGUACUUUUAGCUGCAUGUGGCGUGCAUCUGGGGCUCCGGAUCUUUGAAAGCAAAAUGUCUUCCUGAAUGAGUUUAUCAUUGUUAACUUCAAGAAUAAUACUGAUUAUAAUAAAUCCCCUGCACUUCUUAUCA
This is a messenger RNA of Phyllostomus discolor (pale spear-nosed bat), 2318 nucleotides long. RefSeq names its product death associated protein (gene DAP). The coding region runs from base 145 to 453 and encodes 102 amino acids. Gene Ontology annotation, molecular function: death domain binding. Gene Ontology annotation, biological process: cellular response to amino acid starvation; negative regulation of autophagy; apoptotic signaling pathway. The record is from RefSeq and is a predicted model, not a curated record. Lineage: Eukaryota; Metazoa; Chordata; Mammalia; Chiroptera; Phyllostomidae. The transcript has 4 exons.